GGCUCAUUCGGUCGCUCUGCCGCAGAAAUUUCCAAAAGCCCGGCAAUUGAGGGUUUUAGAAGUGACAUUCUGGGUUUCGAGCAUAGAAAGAAAUAAAGAGAGAGAGAGAUAGAGAGAGGCCGUGAGACCGAGCGAGAAGGCCUCCGUCUCGUUUCCUCUUUUUACCUCUUUCUUUGAGUCGAGAGUGGAAAGGGAACAAAAGGUUCAAGAAAUCACUGUUCCUGGAUUCUUGGCGGUCCCGCGAGUGCUAGGGUUUCUCCUCGCCAAGGAAGCAGUUCUCAAUGAGUAAGCUCACACUGAUCAGUGCGCUGCUAAGGAUAUGGCGAGGUCUGAGUUCUGAUCAAUGAUGACCAAUUAUCAUGCUGAGAGGUUCCUUCUGUUUGUGGCACUGCACGCAUUUGAUCCCCUAUUCGAAUCAAUUUUCGUGUGAAUAUGUAAAUGCACAUCAACUGGUGUGACUGUACUGCAGCAUUGAAGUUUUAGGCCGUUAUAUACAAAAUUUAAGUGGAGUUCACAGGAAUUAUAACCAAAAGCAGCAAGGAGUGACAUGAUUGCCUAACAGUGCAAAAAAAUCUGAUGUUACAAAUAUUUAGAGGCUGUUGUAAAAUAACUAGCUUCUGGAAAUAAAUGGCGACAGAGAAUCCGUUGAGAUUAUUAGGAAGCACUGAUGCUGGAAACUGGCCCGUGAGCAAGGAUACUGCAACAUUUUCUUCGUCUACAGGUAGUGUAGCUGCAGAAGAUUUGGGGCUUCUUUUCAAGGGGCACAGAUAUCAUAGAAACAGAAAGACUGCUGGCCCUAGCCGCAGUGGAAGUGCGCCUCCCAGUGUGGAAGGUUCUCGUGCAGCAUUUGAUAUCCUGAAAGACCUGCAAUCCUCUUGUGUUGAUGGUAGCUUGGAAAACUUAGGCAACACAUUUGGAGAUUCUGAGUCGGAAGAGCAAAGCCGUGCCCAUCCAGCUUAUUUAGCAUACUACUGCUCCAAUGUGAAUUUAAACCCAAGGCUUCCUCCACCUCUUACCUCACGGGAGAACCGGCAUCUGAUGCACCAUGUUACUGGGUUUGGGGACAGUUGGAGAAUGCCUUCCUUUGAUGACAGCAGCAAUGCGUCCUUGUUUAUCUCUCGACCUACCCUCUCUACCCAUAAGGAGGAACCUGAAGAUGAUAGGUCACCUAGACUAGAAACUAACAAUUGGCAGGACAAAAAUGCUGAUAUUAUACCAGGACAAUUCACAUCACCUUUGCAGGGGCGCCAUAAAAGCCUUGUAGAUUUGAUACAGGAGGAUUUUCCUCGGACUCCAUCUCCUGUAUAUAAUAAUCAGGCUUGCUCAUCAAGUCGCAGGAUGGAAGAAAAAGCCGCUGAUUCAGAUGGCUUUGUCAACCUUGUGCAUGAUUCUUCUAAUACAGAGUUGAAAACAUUCACUGUGGGGGGUCGUGCUUGUACACCUAUCCCAGCCGUGCAUUCAAUCAACUCAAUGUCAAAUGGCGAUCUUGCUGCAGUCUCAGUUCCAUCAUCCACAUCCUCUAGCAGAACAGUAAGCCCCCACUCAAGCCUAAGAGGAGGCUCAAGCAGUGAUGAUACCAAUUUGGAUGGGGGUGUUGUACCUAGUGGUUUGGUUGGUUCAAAUAUUGGCAAUGUCAAAGAUGACAUUAAGAGUUUAAAGAUAUCUAAUGAUGGACACGGAAAUCAGCGUGCAUGGCAACAUCCUCAACAAAUUGGCUUGCAUGCACAAGGCUCAUCUCAACCACAGAUUGAUCAGUCUCAAAUAAUGCCUCAAGGAGUGCAUCAUCCUCCUGCGGAUCAUUUUUCUCAUGGGCAAUCAAAGUCAUCCUCAGUUGAAGUACAGCCAGUACUGCAGUCCACUGGCAUCACACCACCUUUAUAUGCUUCUGCAUCUGCUUAUGGAACUCCAUAUUAUCCUAAUUUGCAACCUUCCAGCCUAUUUCCUCCUCAGUUUGGCAUAAGUGGAUAUGCAUUUAACACCCCAGUCUUGCCACCAUUAAUAUCUGGCUAUCCUUCUCAUAGUGCUAUUUCUGUGCCAUUUGACAGUCCUGGGAGUCCAAAUUUCAAUGCUAGAGCUUCUGGAGUUGCCACUGGGGGGAAUGUUGUUCCUGGAGUUGAUUUACAACACUUCUAUAAGAUCUAUGGACAAGUUGGUGUAGCAGUGCAGCCUACUUUUCCUGAUCCUUUAUAUGUGCCUUACUUUCAGCAUCCUUCUGUAGACACAUAUGCUGGUGCGGGUUCGUAUGAUGCAAUGGUAUCCAGGGGAAAUGCCAUUGGAAGCACACUGGUUAAUUAUGAUCCACAUAAAGGGCCAUCAUUUUCUCCAUAUUCACCUGAUCAGAGGCUCCAGAUUGUUAGUACUGGUGGUGUGAAUGCAUCGAAUGCUAGAAAAGGGGGAACUGUUGGUCCUAAUUAUUUUGGAAGCCCUCCAAAUAUGGGUGUGCUAAUGCCAUACCCAACCUCUCCACUAGCUAGUCCAGUAUACCAAGGAUCACCUGUGGCUGGUACAAACUUUUCAGGAAGGAGAAAUGAUAAUAUUAGGUUGCCAUUCAGCUCUGGAAGAGCUGCAGGUGCUUGUUCUGGAUGGCAGGGAGAAAGGGGGCGUGAGAAAAUUGAUGAUGCAAAAUCAUAUUCUUUCCUGGAAGAGUUAAAAUCCAGCAAAGCUCGUAGAUAUGAGCUAUCUGAUAUUGCUGGACGCAUUGUUGAAUUCAGUGCCGACCAGCAUGGGAGUCGAUUUAUUCAGCAAAAGUUAGAAACCUGUAGUAUGGAAGAGAAGGCAUCAGUCUUUAAAGAGGUUCUUCCACACGCUUCAACAUUGAUGGUUGAUGUUUUUGGGAAUUAUGUUAUCCAAAAGUUUUUUGAGCAUGGAAGUUCUGAACAAAGGAAAGAACUUGCGAAUAAGCUUGCUGGCCAUAUCUUGCCAUUGAGUCUUCAGAUGUAUGGCUGCCGUGUGAUUCAAAAGGCCCUAGAGGUCAUUGAUCUUGAUCAGAAAACACAGCUUGUCCUAGAACUUGAUGGACAUGUUAUGCGAUGUGUACGUGAUCAAAAUGGUAACCAUGUCAUACAAAAGUGCAUUGAGUGUGUACCAACAGGGAAAAUUGGUUUUAUCAUUUCUGCUUUUCGUGGUCAAGUUGCAGCACUUUCUAUGCAUCCAUAUGGUUGCCGAGUAAUUCAGAGAGUCCUGGAGUUCUGUACAGAUGAUUUGCAAAGUCAGUGCAUUGUGGAUGAGAUAUUGCAAUCAGCCUGCCAACUUGCCCAAGACCAGUAUGGCAAUUAUGUUACCCAGCAUGUUUUGGAGAGGGGAAAGCCACAUGAAAAAAGCCAAAUUAUCAGCAAACUAGCUGGACAAGUUGUACAAAUGAGCCAGCAUAAAUUUGCAUCUAAUGUUAUUGAGAAGUGUCUUGAGCACGGUAAUACUGCAGAACGGGAGCACUUGAUUGAGGAAAUAGUUGGACAGAGUGAAGGAAACGAUAACUUACUGAUAAUGAUGAAGGAUCAAUUUGCAAACUAUGUGGUUCAGAAGAUCCUUGAAACCUGUUCUGAUAAACAGCGUGAAGUUUUGCUUAAUCGCAUAAAAGUUCAUCUGCAAGCCCUGAAGAAAUACACGUAUGGGAAGCAUAUUGUUGCUCGGGUUGAACAGCUAUGUGUUGAAGAAGCCCCUGCGUCUGAAUCAUGAAAGUUUAGCUACAGUAGACACAUCACCGAUCAAUAUGUUGCAUUAGGUGGAGCUCACAUAAGUGCUCUUAGCUUAUGCUCAUACUGGAAAGAAACCAAAUCCUGGAGAUUCUCCCUUGGAAAAUUUUCUUAGGAGCAGCUUGAAACUGCCUUCAGAAUGUUCAAGUCAGGGCUUGUAGUGUAGGUAGUUUGAUACUGUAAAGCUAGUAGAUUGUGUUCUAUAUGUGUUAUGACUUAUAUAAGGUGGUAUGGUAAAUGUAUUUAUACAAUAUCUAGUUUGGACCGCAUUGUGUGGAGGGUAUGUUCAUCCAUUAGUUUCCCUUAAUUCUAUAAGAAAUUGGACACAGAUACCGAUCUC
Molecule: messenger RNA, 4032 nt
Organism: Elaeis guineensis (African oil palm)
Lineage: Eukaryota; Viridiplantae; Streptophyta; Magnoliopsida; Arecales; Arecaceae
Product: pumilio homolog 5
Biological process (GO): post-transcriptional regulation of gene expression
Cellular component (GO): cytoplasm
Molecular function (GO): mRNA binding
Source: RefSeq, a predicted model, not a curated record